Molecule: messenger RNA, 2840 nt
Organism: Spizellomyces punctatus DAOM BR117
Lineage: Eukaryota; Fungi; Chytridiomycota; Chytridiomycetes; Spizellomycetales; Spizellomycetaceae
Exons: 9
Coding region: 100-2547 (815 amino acids)
Source: RefSeq, a predicted model, not a curated record
GCGCACUGGACCGUAAUCGUUUCCAACACUCAUCUUUCAAUCCAGUUAGGCCAUAUGCAUUGAUAGUACGCACACAGUUCUGCCGCAUCACGGCUGAUCAUGUUAACUCCACAGCCUCAAUCUGCGUCGAAAGAGCUUUGCCGUCCCGCUCCGGAUGAGGUUACCUCAUCCAAGAAGACAGUGAACGGAAUUAAACCAGUAUCUAAGAGGCUACCUGCAAAAUCCCCAAAAUCAUGGCUGUUUGGCCUGGGCAGACACAAUACUAGUGCUGAAAAGAUACUCAAACACGCUAGCAAGGAUGACGGAGUGGGUGCUGCCAAACUGAGCUCGCCAUCACCUCGCGCUGCCAGUGGAGCCGGCAAGCCUAUGCGCUCUUUCACGGCGACCGCUCAAAGAUCGUUCUCUGACCCCUGUAAUGAAGCGGGUGGGAAAUCUGGUGAAAGACGCCUGUCAAACCCGGUCACUCAACGACUUCAAUCACCAACCGAAAGUAAUUUGAAGCAGCUCAACAAACAAAUCACCUGCCGUGUUCAAGCCAAUGAUGUGCGAAAUGGAAGUAAAAGAUCACCGACAUCAUCGCGUAGAUGCAGUGAGAGUAGUUCUGCGACAUUGUCCCGCGACUCAAGCACGUCGUUCACAGUAAUGAUAGCUGACCCGAGCACCGACAGAUUUUCUUCGGCCGCACUCGACGCCUCAACUUUGGUCGAUGCCGACGUACAACGUUCGUGCACGGUAGAGGAUAGUAGUGAUAGCCUCCGUGCUGAAGAUGAGCAGGAAAUGGAAUUCGUCGUACAGAACGCGCGAAGUACUCUUCAUGAGGACCGCGUGGAGGAGAACGUCGACCAUGGGGACGGCACACCCAGUGCAACAAUCGAUGGUCCCCUAGAAGACGUGGAGGUUUCUAUGGAGUAUUUGUCCCUCCUUGAUGAAGGCAGUGAGUUGCGGUACGAACAUUUAAGCAAUUCAGUCAGUCUUGCCGCUCGCGAUGAAACCGAUUGUUCUGUGGAACAAGCUGCUCAGUCUUUUGGAAAGCUUUCAAGCCUGUCGGACUAUGUACCUCUGGAAGAAGAUCCUACCACAGCAGAUUCAAACAUCAUUCAGAAAGGCAAUCUCGAACGCAUUGAUAAGAAUCUCCAGUGUACCGUACCAAAUGAGGAUGCUCAAGGCACCCCGCUUGAAGUCAGUCGUGCGCAGGAGGAAAUUCUUUGGCUGCGACAACAAUUAGCCAUCUGUGAGAUGUCCAGACAGCAAUCGGAGAAGGAUCUAGAAACGUACCGGGAACGGUUGUCCUCGCUCGACGAGCGAGCCAUGGACGAAGAACGCCAGUUGGCUUCCUACGAGCGGCGAUUGUUGGAAGCAGACCAUCGUAUAAAGCACGCUGAGGAGGCUUCCGUGCUGCAGGUCAAGGAUCUGAAGGAUCAGCUUAGCGCUUUGAAUAAUGAAUAUCAAGAGGUCCGGAAUCAGCUGUUUGAAUCGCACGAUCGAGAUCAAGUAUUGAAUGAUAAAAUGACGGCUAUGCAGGAGAGUCUGGACCUUCUUCGUGAAGAAAAGGAUGAAGUCUAUCAGCUUUUGCAAGAUGAAAAGGCCAAAACAUUUCGACAUGAAGCAGACUUCCGCCUUUUUUCCCGAAAAAUCCGUACUUUACAAGAACAAAACAGCCAGCUACAUCAAGAGGCAGAGCAGCUUCGAAUUGAACUGCGGCGUAUGCAAUAUGAUGCGCCAUCUCCUUCAUCGCCGUCAAUAGGCGAUAAUUUCUACAAGGAACGCUUGGAGGAGGCUUUGCUUGAUAAUGAAGCUCUUCGGGCAUUGCUUGAAGAAUUCAAGCGCGAGAAUGACGCUCUUAAACUCCAGCUGACCAACACAUCCAUCGCUCCAUCGUCAAAUAUCCAAGAAUCAACGAAAACUCUGGAAACAUCCCCCAUGGACCUGGCACGGUCCGCGAACAUACACAGCCGUCUUUCUUCAGGUGCCCGUAGUCCUACUUUGCACCGUAUGCGGUCAUUCCCGGCUUGGGAACGACAGACACCUACAACGACAACAGGAGAUCGGAAAGCUUUCGUAGAUAGGAUGAGACAGUAUGAAAGCGAGUUUUCACCAACUAAUGGCCGCGGUUGCACCCAGUUAUCACCAGAUAGUCCCUUUGCGAAGCAUACAAUGCCCGAUAUAAUCGGUUCCCCCUCAACCUUUAAAUCGAGUCCUGACCUCAAAUCCACAAAUGGUCGUUUGGAGGACAAUCGUUCAUCUCGCCGAGCGUCAAUUGCCAGCACUUCAGAGUCCCCAUUAAUUCAUAGAGAGUUGCAAAGUACCGCUGACACGAAGAAAGAGCCGUCAGUUGAUUAUUUGGAGUUGCGACAUAAGCUCUCAGAAGAUCUCAAGUCUUUGAUGGAUCACAAGGCCAAGCUGACAUCCGAAAUGAGCCGCAUUCCUGCCAGCGGUGGUCUUGGCCGUGUUCGCCGACGUAAGGAAGAGUUGGAUACCCAGUUAGAUGAGGUCGACGGGCAGAUCGGCACUGUGAAGAGAAGGAUGCGAGAAAUGGGAAUGCUUUAGAUUUUAAUAGUAAUAACCGUUUGGCUUAGUGCAACAUCGAUUGCAUCUUGCAUCCAAUUUCAACGAAAGUAAAUGGAAUUGUGGCGGGGGAGCCGGUUAGUCUCAUGAUUGCUUGCUUCGGGAGAGUCGAGAAUAAAUAACAAGCGGGGGAAGAGCGAGAAUGAGGAUUUAUAUAGAAAAUCGAGUGCAGCUGCAGAACAAUCCAGGCGUCUUUCAUUGAUAUCGCAUUAACUUGUACAGGAAACUCACAUUUGUAGUUUCCACACCGCUAUGUAGAAACAUGAUUACCUAAG